Messenger RNA from Spirodela intermedia, 1026 nucleotides. The record is from the annotation of a GenBank genome assembly. Lineage: Eukaryota; Viridiplantae; Streptophyta; Magnoliopsida; Alismatales; Araceae.
AUGGCAGACAGAACGACACCAGUUCUUUCGCAGCUCGAUGUGGUAGGAAUCAGCACUAUAAUGCAAAAAAUUAGGUUCUUUCGAUGAAUUAUCCUCCUCUCCCAAAGUUGGAAACGUUAAAGCAAUGAUCAUUUGAUGAACAAGUAUUCACUUAAUGUUUCCAUAUUGCUCAUCAAGAUAAAUGUGAUAGGGGCGCUGUGAUCAGUUAAACCAUAAGGGCUAUGAUCAGAAUCACAGUGAGUGCACCAUGGGAAACCCUUAGUUUGAAGGGUGCGUUACAAGUCAACGGCUCUAGCACGACAUAUGUUACACGGCUCCUUCUCUCGAUGGCUAUCAAGAACACAUCGGAUGAAGCUUCACCCCCAUCAUUGGUUUAGAUAUCCAUCAAGCUCCAUCUGCCAUGCUCGAUGAGUGCUGACCAUCUUUCUGCAAACCCAUCCAGAUAAAAAAUUUCAUUGGAAUAAAGCCCAGACUUUUGUCGAUAUCUAUCAUCCGCUUCUUGGAGCCUCUGGAGCUAUCGUUUUGCGUCAUAUGAACAUGAUUGAUCGAUCAGUUUGGCACCAUUAAUUAGUAUGAAUCUUGCAGCAUCAUAUGAAUUUAUUGCCUUAGUUUCUGACCUCUUCGUUCAUAUGUUGUCUGCAUGCUUCUUUUUCUUUUUCGUUUUUUCUGUGGCAUGCGGCUGCUGAGGCCUCUCGGGUUCUGUCUCCGUGCAGCUGUGCUUCUUGUGGGUACCCUUUAAACUUGACAUCCUCUAACAGAAUCACGUCUGGCGUAGGCUCCGAGUACCGUAAGUCCAUCAAGAAGGGUGUCAUAACCUUCGCCUCUGUAGACCUCAGCAGGUUCACCCAGGUGGACGAGGUCACCUGCUUCCCCGUCUCCUGGCGCCGCCGCCGCCGCACCAAGACCAGCCUUCUCUGCCGCAACUGCGGCGCCCUCAUCGGCCACGGCCACGGCGACCCCGCCGCCUGUCAAAAAUACUCCGCCAAGCUCGGCGCCCUGCAACCCUUAGACAGCGGAGGCCACUGA